Scutellospora calospora is the source of this 186-nucleotide messenger RNA. The record is from the annotation of a GenBank genome assembly. NCBI's taxonomy places the organism in Eukaryota, Fungi, Glomeromycota, Glomeromycetes, Diversisporales, Gigasporaceae.
AAAAUAGAAAUCACAGAUAUAAGAAAUAACAUGCAAGAGAUAGCAUCACAAGACAUAGAUAAGUUAUGGGAUAUAAUAGCAUCGAGUAUUACUAAAUAUGCAAAAUUAUCACUUCUAGGCAAGAAAAUAGUAGCGGGAAACUACAAGGCUACCAAAACUAGAGAAAGUGACAAAAUUAAAAAAGAU